This is a messenger RNA of Punica granatum (pomegranate), 1485 nucleotides long. Lineage: Eukaryota; Viridiplantae; Streptophyta; Magnoliopsida; Myrtales; Lythraceae. The record is from RefSeq and is a predicted model, not a curated record.
CUUCCGCGACCAAAGCCUUCACCGUUGGCGUUGCUUUCUGUUUCGGUUCUUCCUCCCUACUCUCUCUCUCUCCCUACACGCCGAUUGCCUUUGCAAGCACACAAAAGAGCGAGCGAGAGAGAGAGAGAGAGAGCUCCAUCAAUAAACUGCCCGGGAGCAAUGGCAGCGGAUUUACCGGAAGCGACGUUGCAGAACGUCGUGGACCAGGACUCCCUCCAGUGGGUGUUCGUCGGGGGAAAGGGCGGCGUCGGCAAGACCACCUGCAGCUCGAUCCUGGCGAUCCUUCUCGCUAGGUUUCGUCCCUCUGUCCUCAUCAUCUCCACCGACCCCGCCCACAACCUCAGCGAUGCCUUCCACCAGCGCUUCACCAAAACCCCUACCCUCGUCAAUGGAUUCACCAAUCUCUACGCAAUGGAGGUGGAUCCCAAUGUCGAGCAUGAAGAUGUUGGUGGUCCUGAAGGUAUGGAUAGCUUAGUCUCUGAGCUAGCAAAUGCCAUACCUGGGAUUGAUGAGGCGAUGAGCUUUGCUGAGAUGCUGAAAUUGGUGCAAACGAUGGAUUAUUCUGUUAUAGUAUUUGAUACUGCUCCAACGGGCCAUACACUUCGGUUAUUGCAGUUUCCGUCAACCUUGGAGAAGGGGUUAGCUAAAAUGAUGACUCUGAAGAAUAGAUUUGGUGGUCUGCUGAAUCAGAUGACACGUCUAUUUGGUCUUGAUGAUGAAUUUGGCGAGGAUGCUCUCUUGGGAAGGCUUGAGGGCAUGAAAGAUGUGAUUGAACAAGUAAAUAAGCAAUUUAAAGACCCGGACUUGACUACAUUUGUUUGUGUUUGCAUCCCUGAGUUCCUCUCGCUUUAUGAAACGGAGAGGCUGGUACAAGAACUCACCAAGUUUGAGAUAGAUACCCACAAUAUUAUCAUUAAUCAAGUAAUUUUCGAUGAAGACGAUUCCGAGUCGAAGUUACUCAGAGCAAGAAUGAAGAUGCAGCAAAAAUACCUCGAUCAGUUCUAUAUGUUGUAUGAUGACUUCCACAUCACAAAGCUCCCUUUGCUACCAGAAGAGGUUACUGGAGUUGAAGCUCUAAAAGCAUUUUCGAGGCACUUUCUCACGCCUUAUCAACCUUCCAACAGCAGAGGCACAGUCGAAGAUCUCGAACGGAGAGUUUCCACUCUGAGGCGGCAGCUGAGAGAUGCUGAAGAGGAGUUAGAAAGACUUCGGAGAGGGAAGCAAAAGGCGUAAAGCUUCUGUCAACCACUUCUUUUUAAACGUCCCUCCUCUCUGAAAAUCAAUGCGGGGCACUUAACAUAAAAUCCCGAAUCAAUUUCCUUUUUUGUAAUUCCGAUUGGUAGCUUUACUUUCGUUGUCUAAUGUGUUUGUUGCAUCCUUUCUAGUUCUUCCUUUCGGAACUCAAUUGUUGGAUAUUUGUAUCAUGACUAUUGUAUACAAUAAUUUCUCCUAGUUUUUAUUUGAGAGCAGUUUUGUCCAUCUCUA